Molecule: messenger RNA, 868 nt
Organism: Pangasianodon hypophthalmus (striped catfish)
Lineage: Eukaryota; Metazoa; Chordata; Actinopteri; Siluriformes; Pangasiidae
Product: colipase
Exons: 3
Coding region: 66-410 (114 amino acids)
Biological process (GO): lipid catabolic process; digestion; positive regulation of catalytic activity
Cellular component (GO): extracellular region
Molecular function (GO): lipase binding; enzyme activator activity
Source: RefSeq, a predicted model, not a curated record
UGCUAUAUAGGAAAAAAGUGCAGAACUGGUGUAAGUGCUGCAUCUGUGGAUCUAGACACAAGACAAUGAAGGCUGUGUUAGUGAUUGCAAUGUGCUUGAUGGUCAUGGCUCUGGCCACUUCUGAUGAAACUUCUGAUGAAAGGGGCAUUAUCAUCAACCUGAAUAACGGAGAGCUGUGUGCCAUCAGUGUGCAGUGUAAGAGCUCCUGCUGUCUUCGUCAAUCUGCUUCCAGCCUGGCUCGCUGUGCCCCACGCGCUGCAGAGAAUGAAAUAUGCUCCAAAAAGAGCCUAUAUGGUACAUAUUACCACUGCACUUGUGAGGAUGGACUUAACUGUGAAGGUGACUGGUCCAUCGGAGGAUCCAUCGUUAACACCAACUUUGGGACCUGUGCAGACCCCAAUAAGGCUUAGACUACCAACAACCAAUGCUCUCUACAUAAUACAGAAUUGAACAGCCUUAAAACCCAAAUAUUGCAGACAGGCAGUGCAUUAAAUAUACAAGGAAAUAUUCAAAUGCAAAGAUAUGAGAAAUUAUGAAUUACUUUAAGGCAAAGUCAGAAUGAAUAAAUGCCAUAAUACAUCAGUCAAUAUAUCAGUCAAAAAGCUAUACUUAGAUUUUUUGUGAAAUUUCAGAAAAAAAGAUUAUAAUACACUUUAGACAUACCUCCAUUUAUAACACAACAUGACAACAUAUUCAAAGUACAUUAUGCCUAAUGCCCCGCUGUAUCAAAAAUAGAAAGGUAAACACUCAGAAUCGCCGAGUGAAAGUGGCAUUUUUGCCCAUGCCAGCAUAACACUGAUCCAUGAUGGCAUUUUGUCACGGAAUUACAUUUUGAAACCAUACAAUCAAUAAAAAUAUAUUACAAAAA